This is a messenger RNA of Exaiptasia diaphana, 3600 nucleotides long. RefSeq names its product echinoderm microtubule-associated protein-like 2. Gene Ontology annotation, cellular component: mitotic spindle. Gene Ontology annotation, biological process: microtubule cytoskeleton organization. Gene Ontology annotation, molecular function: microtubule binding. The coding region runs from base 313 to 3183 and encodes 956 amino acids. The record is from RefSeq and is a predicted model, not a curated record. NCBI's taxonomy places the organism in Eukaryota, Metazoa, Cnidaria, Anthozoa, Actiniaria, Aiptasiidae. The transcript has 25 exons.
AACACGAAGGGUUUGAAAAGAUUCGAUGAAUUCUUCUUCAAACUUCGAUAUAAUUGUAUAAGAUCUGUAACUGAGCUUACAGUACCCUCSAGGUUUCUCGCAGUUAUCUUUGCAUGUAAUUCUGAACAUUUUUAGGGGAAAAUUACGUUUAUUUUCUUGGCAAGCUGUUUCAAAGUUGAUAAACAAACUCGUUGCGAAGGGCAAAAGGCCAAACAAAGAACAAAUAUUUCUUGUCAAAUACAGCGUUUUACUUGGUUGAAUGAGCAGUCAGUUUCUAGCUAACAAGGCUAUUUGCAAUGUUGUUAUGCAGCCAUGAAUAUAGAAGGAUUUGACAAGAAGAUUAUUGGCGGKAAACUUGUAACUAUUCCGAUCCAUAGAAAGGAUGGUGGACCAACWAAACAGUUAUCCACCUAUCCAACUUCAUGGGCAGGUUUUGAGCAAAMUCACAAAAUWGGAAGCAAAUACUCAAUAAUUCCUCCUAUCAAAGAUCAGAGUCAAGACGUUCUUGCGAGACAAAUCUCACGGCUUCAAAUCAGCAAGACAAAGCUGGAAAAUUCACAAAGACAGUUAAAGCAGUUAGAUGAUAUCGGAAAUGGUGUGGUCACCCCAGAAGAACUUGACAAGGUGUUUCAUUUAAAUGGUAUCUUGAUCAUUGGUUCCACCUUUAAUUCAUUGGUGGAGAGAUUUCAGAAAGAAGAAGGUAUCGAUUAUGAGGAAUUGUGCAAGUUUUUAGCAGAAUGUCAGGAUGUCAGCACCAGCUAUUCUACAUACAAAAGUAAAUUAAAUGGUCAUGUCCUGCAGCCCAGACUGACAUCAAACAUCUAUCGUGAUGGUUCACUUGAAGAAAUGAAAUCACUGGAAAUUGAGCUGGAAAAACAGUUGGCAGCACAACCACCAGAUUUGAAGGAAUUCAGACAAACUUGUGAGAAGCUUUGGAAAAAUGAGACUAUUCCAUUUGAAGAGAUGAAGCAAUUGUGCCAGCGCCACAAGCUGAAAUUAACUAGAUCUUUGUUGGAGAGACUGCUGACCCACUAUGCUCCUCAAGGAUAUGUUAAUUGGCAUGAUUUCUUGAGUAUGAUUGACAAAUGUAUGCCAAAAGAUGGAGGGCGUGGCUCUGUUGAGAGUAGAUAUCACCAACAACCAACUAAGAAACAGAACAGUCACAUUAAUACAUCAAGUAUACAGACACAGACAAAUAAUGUUAAACAGAAAAUUUCUCCAAACAAAUCCAAUCGAUGGCCUAAAUCAGGACCAGAUCCAGUGUAUGUCCRUGUGGGUCGACAAAAGGUGUACGUGUAYCCCCCGGACGAGUACGUCGGUGUUGMCAUACCUACAGARCCACCAGACGAGAAUCUUAUAUUGGAGUGGGUAUAUGGCUAUCGUGGCAGAGACUGCCGUAAUAACCUGUCGGUACUAAGGUCUGGUGAGCUGAUCUACUUCAUUGCCGCUGUGGCUGUCAUACUGGACAGCAAAGAUAAAAAACAAAGACAUUAUACCGAACACACAGAUGAUAUUGAAAGCAUGGCUGUUCAUCCGGAUGGAGUCACCAUAGCAACAGGUCAGGUCGAAGGUCAUGACAAGGUCCAAGGCGAGGCCCAUAUUCGUGUCUGGAACUCUGAGACUCUGACUACAACCAUGGUCAUAGGCCUGGGGUUCUUUGAACGAGCCGUGAUAUCCCUUGAUUUUUGCUCACAGCCUGGUAUUGAUAGAGGUCGAUACUUGGUAGCCGUUGAUGAUGAUAAUUAUCACACCAUCAGUGUUUGGGAYUGGGAGAAAAACAAGAAGAUUACCAAUGUGAAGGGCAGCAUGGACACKGUUCUAAUGGCGCUGUUCUCUCCUUUCAACAACAAACAAAUUGUAUCGUGUGGCAAACAACAUGUCAGCUUUUGGACGAUGGAUGAUGAUAACAAGAUGAAAUGUGAUCGAGGAAGAUUUGAUCAUAACGUCAAACCCAAGUACAUCACGUGCCUAACGUUUUCCAAAGAAGGUGACGUCAUCACUGGUGAUUCAAAUGGGACGAUCUUUUUAUGGCCUGAAGAUAACAAUCAAAUAUCAAAUUCAGUGAAGAACGCACAUGACGGAUCAGUGUACUCGCUGUAUGUCUUAACAAGUGGAGUACUGUUGUCUGCUGGGGGRAGAGAUGGRGUGGUUAGAGCCUGGGAUCGAAGACUCUCUCCAAUGGGUGUGCAGAUGAAGUUUCCGCCGAGUGUGACGGGUAUUCGUACCUUGGUAACCGACCAAUAUGACAAUCUUUUUGCUGGUACUGUUAACAAURGUAUCUGGUGUACAAAGCUUGCUUCGGGUAAAUCACCUUUACUUGAUGUUAGUAUCCGGCUACGACCAAUAAUUGAGGGACACACGGAUGAACUUCGAGGACUGGCUGCUCAUCCCACUUCAGCGAAAUUUAUUACCGCCGGCCAUGACAAAACGAUAAAGAUGUGGAACGCGUUAGACAAAACUGCUGAAUGGUCGGCGAAACUUCCCGUCCACGCUCAAGCUGCAGAUUUCAGUCCAAAAGAAGACACAGUUGCUAUUGGCAACAAAGAUGGAAGUUUUGCUGUUAUACAAGCGUCAACAGGCRACCUUCUGGUUCAUAAAAAGUGCGCAAAGGAAAAAAUAUCAGAAAUCAAAUAUUCUCCUGAUGGAGUUUAUCUUGCUAUUGGAUCACAUGACAACAAUAUCUACGUUUUCAAACUUCUUAAUGGAGGRCAAAGUAUUGACCUGUUGGGCAAAUGUGAGGGACACUGUAGUUACGUCACACAUCUUGACUGGUCAGCUGACGGAACUCAAAUGCAAAGUACAUCAGGGGAUUAUGAACUGUUGUUUUGGGAUGUCCUUAAGUGCGACCGUAUUACGUCAACAGAAGACAUGCGCAAUACUAACUGGGACAGCCAAAACUGUGUUCUUGGGUUUCCUGUGCUAGGUAUUUGGCCCAAGGAGGCUGAUGGCACAGAUGUUAAUGCUGUGGACAGAACACACUCGAGACAUUUACUUGCAACAGCAGACGACUUUGGAGACGUCAACUUAUUCCGAUACCCUUGUGCAGGUGUGAAGGCUGUACCCAACGUUGCCAAGGGACACAGUGCUCAUGUGACGUGUGUUCGCUUUCUCCAUGACGACUCGCGGCUGAUAUCAGUUGGUGGGCGUGACGCCAGUAUCAUGCAAUGGAGAAUUUCAACGUAACACGUUUUACGCUAGUCAUCGAUAAUAUACCUCGAAACACAAAAACACAAAAAAUCAUACCUAUCUUAACACCCCGCUUAUUCAAACCAAUCGAUGUUUGCAGAUAAAGUGUUAAUACAGCUGAGCCUCACUAAUGCGAACGCAAGAUAGUGAAAGUGUUCGACAUAGAGACGUUCGGAUUACGCUGUUCUUUUUUUUAUGGAUGUAUCCGUAGAUGACUUUGUAAUACUCAAAUCUGUUUUUUUGUGAUUUCGGUCUCAUGAGUAAUUUCUGAAUUGCCCAUAUUAUACGCCUGACCGUGCUAUAGUGAAGCCAUUAAACAUGUGAAACAAACGCUAAUGUGUACAACAAUUUGCACUAUUUACAGCUAAAUAGUGAUUACUAAACAAUAGAAAAUAAAAGGAUUAGCAUAUUUUA